AACUAAACUUUGUUAAGAAAAGAAUAGUAAUGAUAUAAGAAAGUUAUAGUAUCAUAUGGGUUAAAUUAUCUCAAAAAAAAGACAAAAAUAAUAAAUAAAUGAAACGCCGUCUGUGGGAAUCGAACCCACGACCACAUGGUUAAAAGCCAUGCGCUCUACCAGCUGAGCUAAGACGGCAAUGAAUUUUUCAAUUAAAAUUUCACUAUCUAACACAGUUCCUUAUCGAGCCAUUGGGCCUAGUUUUAAUCAGCCAUUUGGCACUAAAUAAAGGCCCAGCCCAAUCAUUUAAAGAAGCCCAAACCCAUUCAUGGACUGCUUCUUCUUUCUUUGUUCAUUUUGGUCGAGUGAGUGAGCCGAGCGAGUUGAACUCAGCCACCAUGGCUGUCCAGACAAAGCUUCCACACAGCUUCAUUCCCACUCGAACCUUCAUCAACGCCAGAGUCAAAUGGGUACGAGACCCAUACCUAGAUUUCGCAGUAGAAAGAGAAAAGAAUCUCAAACAAGCAAUAUCAUUCAAGGAUCAAAUCAUCUCAGACCCAUCAAAAUCACUCCCUCUCUCACUAGCUUCACUUCUCAAACCUCGUCUCGAUCUCAAUAUCACUUCAUCCAAAUUCUUCAACAAAUACCCAUCUUUCUUCUCCAUCUUCCAACCAAGUCCAGGUCUUCCUCCACGUGUCAAACUCACAAGACAAGCUCUCUCAAUCCACACUGAAGAGUUCUCCAUUCACACCUCCCAAACUCAUCGAUACGACGCCGUACAACGUCUCACAAGGCUUCUCAUGCUCACCAAAUCAUCAAGAUUACCCAUUUACGUGAUCGAGAAGCUAAAAUGGGAUAUGGGUCUUCCUCACAAUUUCAUAUCUUCGCUUGUAAUCAAUUUUCCCGAUUACUUUCAGGUUUGCGAAAUUGAAAACCCUAAUGGUGGUAAAGAUCUCGCCUUGGAGUUAAUUUCAUGGAGAAAAGAGCUUGCUUUAUCUGAAUUAGAGAAAAGAGCAUUAAACGAAGGUAAAUCAACUAAGCACAUUGGGUUUCCAAUGUUUUUCCCAAAAGGGUUUGAUUUGGUUAAGAAGAUUAAUGAUUGGGUCGAAAAAUGGCAGCUUUUGCCUUACAUUUCUCCUUACGAAAAUGGGUUUCAUCUAUCUCCUAACAGUGAUCAAGCUGAGAAAUGGACUGUUGCUGUUCUCCAUGAAUUGUUAUGGCUUAUGGUUUCGAAAAAGACUGAUAGAGAUAACUUGUUUUGGUUAGGAGAGUAUUUGGGAUUUGGGUCUUUGAUGAUUAAGAAAGCUCUGGUUCAUCACCCUGGUAUUUUUUACCUUUCGAAUAAGAUUAGAACACAGACUGUGGUUCUUAGAGAGUGUUAUAGAAAGGAUUUCUUGCUUGAAAAACACCCUUUAAUGGGGAUUAGAUAUCGUUACAUACAUCUCUUGAAUAAGGUUCCUAAUCCUAAGAUUAUGCAUAAACCGGCUAUUGCUUUGGACUCAACAAGACACUGAAUUUGAACGUAUUUAGGUUGACUUGCUAACUCGGUGUGCCAGCAAGUGCCGCACGUUCCGCCUAUUUGGGAGUGUCCAAAUAAUCGGCCCGUGAGACUCAGCUAUGUGAACUUCUAUCCACCAAGUUUCCAUUCCAGGCCAAACUACUGACCUGGUUAAGCCUUUAGAACUUCUACAAACAUGAGGUAUCAUAUUCUCCAUCUUAACUUCUUAUGGGAUAAGGUAUUUUGAGAAGCCAAAAUUGGGCUGCCAAAAGUCUUUGUCAGCAUUAUCAACCACAUUUACUAUCUUCAAAAUUGGAUUAUACAAAAACUUCCCUAAAUUGAAAUAUAGCUUGGUCACUUUCUUAAACCACCAAAGUUAGUUGGCAACAUGCUUUCCAUCAACAUUUUUCCACUAUAGUUUUUGGUCAUUUUCUGUAUAGACUUGAACACUAUCAUAUGCUUGCAAAGCUUUAAAUCCCAUGUUCAAAUUAUGCUCCUACAUCAUCAAUGAGAUUUAUACUCUAAAACAAUGAAUUGAAACUAUAGUUGUGAUCUCAAUUGUAGCAGGGGAAGAGGUGUCAAGAUGGUCUGAAGCAUCAUCAGAAGUGCUCCCAAAUUCCCAACUUGAAGAGUUAUCUACCUGUCAGAUUAGGCAUGCCAUGACUCAUGAUUAGAAACAUUAGGCUUGUUAUGACUCAUGAUUAGAAACAUUAGGCAUGUCAGAUUAGGCUUGCCAUUAUACAAGUUUUUCGAAUAAUGUAUGUAUGCAUGCACAUUUCCUUAAAACCACAGAGAGUUUAAUGUUUCUGCUGCUGUUUUCUUUCAUGCUCAUCAUAGAUAUAGCUGUUUAAGUCUUCUAGUAUACAAGCUAGUUUGAAUUAGAUGUAGUCUAUUAUGUCUGUUGGAUUACAAUGCUCUCUUCUUAUCUUGUUUCGUGUGGAUUAAAGUUAAAAGCAUAAAACUUUGCAUUUUAUUGUGUGAAGAAUUUUAUUGACUUUGGGAGCUGUUUCAUUGCAGCAUCAUUUAGAUAAUCAAUCCUUAUGGUUAUGGCACAGAGAAGAUGUUUUCUUUGAAACGGGUGCAAUCAUCCCAGCACUAAUACACCAGAUACCAUCAGAACGCCGCAAUAAAGCGUGCUUGGAGAAGAGUAGUACUAGGAUGAUCUCGUUAGAUGGUUUUAUAUGGCAUGAUUUGAAAUCUAUUCACCGCGCGGGAUUAAUGCGAAAGCUAUUUGUAAUUGGUUCCAAGAAGUAAAAUUUGGUCUGCUUUUCAUAUGUUUAAUUUAGAAGCUUCUUUGGUCAACAUGAGCUACCUAAAUUUUCAUUCAAUCUUAAAUUAUUUAUUUAUUA
Messenger RNA from Cannabis sativa, 2826 nucleotides. Its product is annotated as protein WHAT'S THIS FACTOR 9, mitochondrial. NCBI's taxonomy places the organism in Eukaryota, Viridiplantae, Streptophyta, Magnoliopsida, Rosales, Cannabaceae. The record is from RefSeq and is a predicted model, not a curated record. The transcript has 2 exons. Gene Ontology annotation, molecular function: RNA binding. Bases 378 to 1493 code for a protein of 371 amino acids.